Stereum hirsutum FP-91666 SS1 is the source of this 2193-nucleotide messenger RNA. RefSeq lists its product as uncharacterized. Gene Ontology annotation, biological process: regulation of DNA-templated transcription. The coding region runs from base 66 to 1313 and encodes 415 amino acids. Lineage: Eukaryota; Fungi; Basidiomycota; Agaricomycetes; Russulales; Stereaceae. The record is from RefSeq and is a predicted model, not a curated record. The transcript is spliced from 5 exons. Gene Ontology annotation, molecular function: DNA-binding transcription factor activity, RNA polymerase II-specific; zinc ion binding.
GUGGCAUCUGGGAUCCCCUCUGCUUGUCCACUCCCUACGAUUCUGUUCUGAUCCUUGCGGGCCUCAUGGAUCCCCCUAGACCACCCCCCAUCGCCACUCAUUCGACCAAGCGGAAGUUUGUCGAGGACGAGGCCGAGUUGUCCCCUCACCUUGCUCGGGUUACCCUUACGACUCAGGCCUCUCAGACCUCUCUUCCGUCUAUAUACGAGCUUCAGCCUGACCUUCCACCUCCGGGUCCACGCCAUGCGCAGUUCUCGGGAGAUCCUCGAUUUCCGCCACUUCCAUCGUUUCCUUCAACAUCUGUGGCGGAGAGCUCUAACACUUGGAUACCCAGUCGUGACGAACCUCCUUCCGCGUUCUCACCUGAGCAAGCGCAACUUGAAAUCGGCGACUCGGAUGGCGAUGGCGACGACGCCCUGCGUAGACCGAAGCAGAAGCGAAGACGCCAAGCGCUCAGCUGUACAGAGUGCAAGAGACGUAAGAUCAAGUGUGAUAGGGCUCAUCCAUGCGGACCCUGCACUCGUCGCAACGAUCAGCACAAAUGUCAGUGGCAUGUAAUCGAGCCUGUAGAUAAGUACGUUAGUCGUGCGGAGCACGAGCAACUGAAGACUAGGCUGGCGACCGUGGAAAGCAGAUGCGACAAGCUUGAAGCUAUGCUGGCUAGCCUGACUGGCCCGCCACCAUUCGUACAGUCGCCGCGGCCCUUCGACAUGGCUCCGGUGCAUGGAGCUCUGCGUCCUAUCCCACCUGGUCCCUCGGGGUCGUUCUCGCUUCCUUUCACGGAUGUUCACCCACCAGCACCAUCAUUUCAUACUUCAGCUAGCGCGCCGUCUCGCGAUGAAGAUUACUCGCUCUUGCGACAUGGCCCCGAGCAGCCGAUACCCUCAUUACGAAUCAUGACAUCUCCCGUCCCACCUUUCCAUCAUCUUUCUGUCCCACAGCAUUCCCGUCCAGAUGUUCCCUCUUACUCGUCUCAACCCUUCGAUGCUAGGUCUCCAGAGGUUGGCAAUUUGGCAUCGACAUCUCGGGUCUACGAUCGUUCUCCUCCAUCCUCUUUCUCGUUCCGCCCCGACGCUACCACAAAGCCAUCCCCGCUGUCUCUGUCCUCCAUCAUAACGCCUUAUAAUACCACGCCCGCGUCACAGUCAAAAAACUCCAGCGCGCAGACGCUCACACCGCUGAGCGAGCGUCUGCGCAGUCGGCCUCAUCCCCAAGACUCAGCGGCUCAUUCUCCUCCUCCCGACGGCUGUCGCAAUCCUCACAGCCUGCGUCCUCUACUCCACGCCUUCACUCCCGCAGUGAUUCCCGCGUAGAGCGUCAGCCACAGCGUCACGCUGGCCCGCACAUUCUUCCAAGCGGAACGGCGCCUGGACGAUUACCGGAACCCGACGCCGGAUCCGAUGAUGACCGGUGAAGGCCUGUGCUCCCUACCUCCCAUACUUCGCAUCUCGUGGUAUGUGUUUGUCCUUCGCAGUUUGACGGAGCACGCGUGUGGAUAUUCAUCUCAAUGUCCGUUUUAUCUGUCACAUUGCCAUCACGUCUCAUUCUCCAUGCGGCAGCUCCACUUUCACUUUCAUUUCGGAUCCUGGUCACUCGUCGGUUUAUCUCCUCAGUAUGGCCCGCGGUUACACUCUGGUCUCAAGCAUUGGCUCAUUUCGGAUCACAACUCGUUUCAUUUCACUGUAUCAUGUCUUCAUCGGUUCCCCAUGUGUUUUCUCCUGCUGUAUCUCACGAUCUUUGCGGGCCGUUCCGUUUCCUACGACUUCAUCCUGCUUACAACUGCGCCCGCAAUUGCUUCAAUGUUCUUCUCGUCUGCAGGUUCUCCAGUCCGCUCUGGGAGUCGUUCUCUAUUUUGGUUGAUCUGUCGUCUUAGCUUUCUUUGGUGUAUAAUAGCAUACUACGUAAUUUAAUUUGCUGGAUUGUUUUGCUGAUUUGCUUUGCGUUACAAGUGUACAUAUACCACAACGUACUUGUCCUAUAGUCUGCUUGUUUGUGUUCCUCCACACGCCACUCCUCCCUUAGCCGGAACUCCCUCGUCGUACUGUGGUCUUUCAUUUCAUACGAUCCGGUCCUGUCCAACCCUUCGUGUUCUGUUGCAUGCACUUCGUUGUGCAUUCUCGCUGAUAUUAUUGUAAACCCGUAUCGCUCGCCUUUGCUUACGCAUUCCACGCUGAGCUGUUCAUAAUUCCACGC